CAGGAUACAAUGUGGAGAAAAUCCUGCUGCCUGCCUCUCAUUCUUCCAAGGUGCAUUUCAUUUUAGCAGUGGUGGUGAGAAGAGAGCAGCUGCUUUGAGGUGCCGGCAGACAGAGAAGUUGCAAGCGGAAGCGCGCCUGCCGCUGCCGCCCGGCGAGCCCGCACGCCCCACAGAGAGCAGCGCAGCGAGCAGCUGAUUCAUCCGCAGGCAGCAGCCUGCUUUGAGAAGAUCAGGCUGCAGUUCUGCCUCUGUAGCUUUACCGCAGCACCCUUUCGACGGGAGUUAGUAGGAGAGAUUCGUAUCCCCCACUGAUUCAGGAAUUCCUUACUUCUUCAGCAACUGUUGCUAGGAGUUUGGAAAGAUGAAGGGAAGGAAGAAGAAAUGGUCCUUACCUUUAACCUUUAUCUUGCUGUUCAUCUGUAUCACUGAGAGUGUAACUACUGACCUAGAUGACAGUGAAGAAGAGGAUGCUUUAGGUGCUGUUUUGCCACCACUGAAACUAGGGCAUUCAGUCUGUGCCAUGAAAGCGGAUGAAGGUCCAUGCAAAGCAAUCCACAUGCGCUAUUAUUUCAAUAUUCACAGCCGUGAGUGUGAAAUAUUUGAAUAUGGUGGAUGCCAUGGCAAUGAGAACAACUUUCUUACACUGGAAGAAUGUCAGAAGAAGUGUGUAGUAACAGAAUUGCCUCAGAAGAUGAUGACAGCAAAGAUUAAGAAAGAAAAGCCCAGCUUCUGCUUUCAUGAGAAAGACCCUGGAGUCUGCCGAGGCUAUUUUUCCAGGUAUUUCUAUAACAAAGAAACCAAAUCAUGUGAAGUAUUCAAGUAUGGUGGCUGCUUUGGAAACCAGAACAACUUCAAGAGCUUGGAAGAAUGCCAGACUACAUGCCAAAACAACUUUGUUCCAGCUGAAGAGCAUCCUAAUGGUGUCAACAGUAGUUCCCCAGUGGAAGAACCCAACCAGUCCCCUGGGAUUUCUGUAAAUUUGUUGCCAACUGCUCCAAAUGAGAAGUCUAACACUCCAAACAGCAGUUUCCCAAAGGCAGAGGGCAACCAGUUUCCUUUUUUUUUUGAACCAUCCCCUAUCCCAUCUUUGUGCAUGACUGGUAUGGACAGAGGACUUUGUAGAGCCAAAGAAUUAAGAUUUUUCUACAACUACACAACUGGAAGAUGUCGCCCAUUUAGCUACAGUGGUUGCGGUGGGAAUGAAAAUAAUUUCACCUCCAGAAAGUCAUGUUUGAGGAUCUGCAAGAAAGGAUUCAACAAGAAAAAAGGUGAAAGAAGAUCAAUAAAAAUCAAGAAGAAAAGAAAGAAAGAGUCAGUAAAAUACUGGGAUGGGGAGAUCAGCCCUGGAAGAACACAACUGUGAUUUUACAGAAAAGUGAAGUAAACAACUACUUACCACUGAAUGACAGCCUUUAGUGUACACUACUUAAAUGUAUUUACUGUACCAAUUAUUUUGAUUACAUAUUAUUAAACUGCUUAUAUUUUUAUUAUGUAUUCCUUAUCCGUGUUAAUAAACACUACCUUUUACUUUGA
Molecule: messenger RNA, 1533 nt
Organism: Pogoniulus pusillus (Red-fronted tinkerbird)
Lineage: Eukaryota; Metazoa; Chordata; Aves; Piciformes; Lybiidae
Gene: TFPI
Product: tissue factor pathway inhibitor
Exons: 9
Coding region: 362-1363 (333 amino acids)
Biological process (GO): negative regulation of peptidase activity
Cellular component (GO): extracellular region
Molecular function (GO): serine-type endopeptidase inhibitor activity
Source: RefSeq, a predicted model, not a curated record